UGCGUCACGACGUAGGGCUGAUGAAACUGAGGAGUGGCCUGGUGAUUGCAGUGACACUUUCUGACAUGUGGGUGUCGCUGCUGACACUCUGCAAUCAUGGCUGCCCAGGAUGAGCUCAAUCAGCUGGAACGUGUGUUCCUUCGCCUGGGCCAUGCAGAAACAGACGAACAACUACAAGACAUUAUCUCCAAAUUCCUGCCCCCUGUACUCCUUAAACUCUCCAGUGUUCAAGAGGGGGUGCGAAAGAAAGUGAUGGAGUUAUUGGUCCACUUGAAUAAGAGAAUAAAAAGCCGACCUAAGAUUCAGCUACCAGUAGAAACUCUCCUUGUACAGUACCAAGACCCUGCAGCUGCUUCAUUUGUCACGAACUUUACCAUCAUCUACAUUAAAAUUGGUUACCCACGUCUUGAGGUAGGAAAGCAGUGCGAGUUAGCCCCCACCCUCCUCACUGCAAUGGAGGGCAAGCCACAGCCACAACAGGACAGCUUGAUGCACCUGCUGAUCCCCUCUCUUUACCAUAUGAAGUAUCCUGCAGACACCAGCAAGACUUCAGUUCCCUUUAACCUAAGUGAACGGCCAAAGACAGUGCAGUUGCUCUUGGAAUUUAUGUUGGAUGUUUUACUGAUGCCAUAUGGGUUUGUGCUAAAUGAAUCUCCAACACGACCAGCACCCUCGUCCUCUCAGGGAAGUUCUUCAGAUGGGUCAGUGACCACAAGUAGCCAGUGCCUUCCCCAGCCUCCCCCUGGUAUGAGUGUUUAUGCUGCCAAGAGGGUGAUUGGAGAAGCUCAGUGGAGCGCCGAGCAACUAGAACAGUGUAAACUGGGCAUAGUGAAAUUCAUCGAAGCUAAGCAGGUUCCAGAAGUGGAGACUGUAGUUCACCUGGUGGUGGCGUCCAGCGACACGAGACACAGUGUUGCCACAGCAGCUGAUCUGGAGCUGAAGAGCAAACAGAGCAUAAUCGAUUGGAACAACCCACUGAUUAUUAACAAGAUGUACAAGGUGUAUCUCGGUGAUAUCCCACUUAAAUCCAAGGGUGGAAAUUUGAAGCAAGAGUUGAAGCAUGAACCAGUGAGUACUAGGGUUAAACUAAAAAUCCUGCCACAUCUGCUACGGUCACGCUUAGCUGCAGAGUGCUUUCCAGCUAAUAUCCAGGUCGUAUAUGAUGGUCUUUUUGGAGCAAAUACAAACAACAAAUUGCUGUCACUCACUUUACAGUUUGUUCAUCACAUUUGCAUGGUGUGUCCUGACACUAAUAAGCCAUUAGGGCUUAUGCUGCUCAAUGGUCUCACCAAGCUUAUCAAUGAAUACAAGGAAGACCAAAAGCUACUGUGUGUUGCCUACUCGGCAGUUGGAAAGCUGUCAAGUCGAAUGCCGCAACUGUUUACAAAGGAUAUUGCACUGGUCCAGCAGUUUUUUGAUUCCAUGUGCAAGGAGGAGUCUGAUGUUCGCCUAGCCAUUCAGGAAGCUUUAUCAAUGAUGGUUGGAGCUUAUGCUAACCUCCAGGGGGCACUGCUUAAUCUGAUGGAGGCACUGGUCACUGCCUACAUUGGAAAGCCGGAAGUACAGGUCCGCCAAGUAGCCAUGAAGUUUGUCAGCACUGUUUUUGCUUCUGAUCAUGUGCCAUCAAGAUAUCUGCUGCUGCUGGCUGCUGGAGAUCUGAGAGAGGAGGUGGCAGGAGAGGCCCAGAGGGUUUUGAGGGCUGUUUCCAACAAGAGUUCAGAGAAGGAGGGUCCAAAGCCUAUGCCCUCAUUUCCUGACAUGGUAGCGUAUGUUCAGGAGAAGGCAGCUCAGAGGAUCAAGACUCCAGCAAAGUACAUUGUUGGAACCUACACCAUUCCUUUUAACCCUUCUGCAUUUGGGGAGAUCGUGCUGUACCUGAGGAUGUGUUUAGCUCACAGUGCAGGGGCCACACUCAUGUCCACACGCUUGGCAGACAUGCAGGAUGAUGCCCCAGCCAUCGGCCGCUACGUUCACACACUGCUGUCCUGUGAUCCCCUGCCGUCUAUUUCCAAAGGAUCCGAGGCCAAUCCCAUUCAUGUCUACAUGGAUCUGUUGCAGCAGCUGCUGUCUGCCGUCGGAGGAAUCCCAGUCAUGUACUGUCUGUUGGAGGUUGUGUCUGUCUGCCCAGAGAAACUUGCUCCGAGAUUUUUCAAUAAAAUCGACUGGAUUAAAGGUCUGAUGAACACAAAUAAGGAAGACAUGAGGGAGUUGGCAGCUCAGCUGUACGCUGUGGUGGUGUCCACCAUGACUGGCAAUGAACUACAGACAGCCGUGCAAAACCUGGUCAAAACUACAAAGGACAGUCAUAAUCCUGAGACUCAGCAUGGUGCCGUUCUGGCUCUUGGCUACAUGGUGGGAAGGUACAUGGGCAAGAAGAAUGCUCUCUCUUGCAGUGACUCCACCCAUAACAAAGGACAGAAAAUGAGUGUUUCUUCACAAGAAGGGGAUGCACUUGUUUCCAUGGCAACAAAGACAAUUGGUUCCUUCCUGGACAGUAGCAGUCCACUCCUGGCAGUGGCAGCUUGUACAGCUUUGGGGGAAAUAGGUAGGAAUGGCUCCUUGCCAAUCCCAGCAGAGGGUGAGGGCUUUACCAAACUCUUCAUUGUGGAGAACCUUGUGGCUCGCAUCCCCUCUGGCAAGGAGACCACAAAGUUGAAAGAGCGAAUAAUCCAGACUCUAGGUAACCUACCAGUGGGAGAUGGAGAUUUCCCUCAUCAGAAAAAGUUGCUGCAGGGACUCAUGGACUCUGUAGAGGCUAAGCAGGUGGAGCUGCAGUUUACAGUCGGUGAUGCCAUCACCAGUGCAGCCAUAGGCACCAGCUCUGUAGCUGCCAGAGACCCAUGGACCUGUACCGAGGACCAGUACAGUCCACCAAACAAUAUGAAAAAUAACAAUGUGGUGCCCUGGGUCCUCAACUCCAUCCUGUCCAAAUACAUACCCAGCCAGAACCCACAUGUUCGACAGGCAGCCUGCAUCUGGCUGCUCUCUCUGGUGAAGAAACUCAGCCAAGACAAGGAAAUCUUGUCCAAGUUAAAGGAGAUUCAGGUGGCAUUCAUCUCGGUCCUCUCCGAUCCUGACGAGUUGAGUCAGGAUGUCGCAUCUAAAGGUCUUGGUUUGGUUUAUGAGAUGGGGGGAGAGGCUGACCAACAGGAACUUGUGUCCACCCUGGUGGAAACACUCAUGACAGGAAAAAGAGUGAAACAUGCUGUUUCUGAAGAGACAGAGGUGUUCCAGGGAGAUGGUUUGGGAAAAACACCUGAUGGCCACAACCUUUCCACAUAUAAGGAGCUGUGCUCUUUGGCCAGUGACCUUAACCAACCAGAUCUCAUUUACAAGUUCAUGAACUUGGCUAAUCACCACGCCAUGUGGAACUCUCGCAAGGGAGCAGCUUUUGGCUUUCACAUAAUCGCUGCUAAGGCCGGAGAGCAGCUGGCUCCAUUCCUGCCACAGCUUGUGCCCCGUCUGUACCGCUACCAGUUUGACCCCAACCUGAGCAUUCGCCAGGCUAUGACGAGCAUCUGGGAUGCCCUGGUCACUGAUAAGACCCUGGUGGACAAAUAUCUCAAGGAGAUUCUGCAGGAUGUCAUUUCCAACCUGACUGGUAACACCUGGAGAGUACGUGAGUCCAGCUGCCUGGCCCUGAAUGAUCUGAUUCGUGGGCGCCAGGCUGAUGACCUCAUUGACAAUCUUGCAGAAAUGUGGGAGACACUGUUUAGAGUGCUUGAUGACAUUAAGGAAUCGGUCAGGAAGGCUGCAGACUUAGCAUUGAAGACCCUCAGUAAGGUGUGCAUUCGUAUGUGCGAAUCCACAGGCUCUGCAGCCCAGAGAACUGUGGCCGUGCUGUUACCCACUCUGCUGGAGAAAGGCAUAGUCAGCAACGUCCCAGAAGUCCGUUCACUCAGUAUCCAGACCUUGGUGAAGAUUAGUAAAACUGCUGGUGCGAGACUGAAGCCUCACGCUGCUCGUCUCAUCCCAGCUCUACUGGAGGCUCUCAGCACCCUGGAGCCACAGGUUCUUAACUACCUCAGCCUCAGAGCCACAGAGCAGGAGAAGGUAAACUCCACCACCUCAAAACAAGUCAUAACAGAAACACGUGUAAGAUUUUAUCACCGACUGGAUACCACUUUGUUUUUGUUGCUUCAGAGUGCCAUGGAUGCUGCCAGACUAAGUGCUGCCAAGUCCUCUCCAAUGAUGGAGACUAUUAACAUGUGUCUGCAGCAUCUGGAUGUUUCUGUGCUGGGGGAGCUGGUUCCUAGGCUUUGUGAGCUGCUGAAGAGUGGUGUAGGCCUGGGAACAAAGGGUGGCUGUGCUGGUGUGAUAGUGUCACUCACAGUGCAGUGUCCUCAGGACCUCACCCCAUAUUCUGGUAAACUGAUGAGUGCCCUGCUGAAUGGUAUCCAUGACAGAAGCACUGUAGUACAAAAAGCUUUUGCCUUUGCACUGGGUCAUCUGGUCAGGUCAGCAAAAGACAGCAGUGUGGAAAAACUACUACUGAAACUCAGCACCUGGUACUUGGAAAAAGAAGAGCCAGUGUACAAGUCUUCUUGUGCGUUGACCAUACAUGCCAUCAGCCACUACAGCCCUGAUGUGUUGAAGGGCCAUGCUGGUGUGGCUCUGCCUCUGGCCUUCCUGGGCAUGCAUCAGGCUGCAGGCCCUGAGGAGGAGACAGGAGAGAGUCAUGAUGCCACGCUGUGGUCUGAGGUGUGGCAGGAGAAUGUCCCAGGAAGCUUUGGAGGUAUCCGACUGUACAUGACGGAGCUAAUUACAAUUACACAGAAAGCUCUUCAGUCCCAGUCCUGGAAGAUGAAAGCUCAGGGUGCUGCUGCCAUGGCAACCGUUGCUAAGGAACAGAUUGGCUCCUUAGUGGCACCGCACCUCGGUUUGGUGCUGUCAGCCUUAAUGCAGGGACUUUCUGGACGCACAUGGGCGGGGAAGGAGGAGCUGCUAAAAGCUAUAGGAUCAGUUGUGUCUAAAUGCAGUGGUGAGCUGCAGAAGCCCUGUGCAGGUCAGCCCACCGUCUCUGAGGUGCUGGACGUUGUACUGAAGGAAUGUCGUAAGGAGAGCUUGGUUUACAAGAUGGCUGCUCUGCGCUGUGCUGGAGACGUGCUCCACAGCAGUCAGGAGGACAGAUUUAGUCAAGUAGCAGAAAUCCUUUUCCCCAUGAUCAAGAAGAGCUGUCCAGGGAGUGGUGGUGGUGCCUCAACCAGGUCUUUGGAGGAUGACGACGAUGCAGAUGGGAAAGAGAAGCAGUUGAGGACUGAAGCCUUGCUUUGUGCCUUUGAGACACUUGGAAAGACCUGGCCCAGGACCCCACAGACUCAGGCUUGUUUCCAGGUGGAAGUGUGUAGUCUAAUGUGUGAAAAGCUGAAACACAGUACUUGGAAAGUGCAGCUCGCUGUACUACAGUGUAUGAAGGCCUACUUCCAGGGGUUACUGCUGUUAGAGAAAGGCAAUGCAGAUUCCAAUACACUGGCUCAGAUUCUAACAGAGACGUGUGCAGGACUCACCUACCCUUUAGAAAACAAAAGCUACUCCUCUGUGAGGACAGAGGCUCUGUCAGUCGUAGACCUGAUUGUGAAAAGAACUGGAGAGAGCGAACAGUGGGACUGUGUGUCUGUGAAGAGCCGAGAACAGCUGCAGCGUUCACUGUCGACCCUGCAGUCUGACAACAGACCUGACCUGAAGGACAAGGCCCAGGAGCUGAGGAGACACAUUCAGAGUCAACCCUGAACACACGUGUGCUCACUCUGACCGCCAGAUACGUCCAGCUACUGAGUGCAAACUGUUCAAAGAACGCAACUACUGCUUUUAACUUCUGUCGUCCAUGUCAUCCAUACCUUCACUUCUCUGUAAAAGCGCUUUUUGCUGAAGCAGUUCUCUUUCAGAACCAGUAUUUACAAACUCAGUUGUUGCAUUUAGCAUUCAUGUUUCCAGUGGCCCUUGAAGUGUUCACAUGGCCGAAACUGCCAUGACUUUGAGACGUGUCAAAAACUAUUAUGGGUUUAAUACUAUUAGGAUAUGUUUGGUUUGUUUGGUUCAUAUAAAUGGAUGGUAAGAGAAAAUGAUGAUAAUAAAUGGCAUUUAAACCAGUCUGUUAGGUUUUUGGACACUACAUAUCCCCCAAACUGGGGACUUGAACUACUGCUGUGGUUUUACUGAUCAUUAAAAUAUUACAACGGUGGGUCCAUACACCAUUGUUAGCACAGGAAGAUGCAUGCCCUGAGAAUUGUGGUAUUGUCACUGCUGUGUGCUCAGUGACGAAACAAGAUUAAAGCGUAUUUUGUGAAACCUUGAAAAUCAUUGAGACACUGCUGUUCAGUCCAAAAUAGUGCUGUAGCUGUUUGAAAUUGUCCCUGUUGAAAUAAAGCCACAUAAUGAAUUUGAA
Messenger RNA from Cynoglossus semilaevis (tongue sole), 6385 nucleotides. RefSeq names its product Ecm29 proteasome adaptor and scaffold (gene ecpas). The record is from RefSeq and is a predicted model, not a curated record. The coding region runs from base 97 to 5730 and encodes 1877 amino acids. Gene Ontology annotation, molecular function: molecular adaptor activity. Gene Ontology annotation, biological process: proteasome assembly; ERAD pathway. NCBI's taxonomy places the organism in Eukaryota, Metazoa, Chordata, Actinopteri, Pleuronectiformes, Cynoglossidae. The transcript is spliced from 48 exons. Gene Ontology annotation, cellular component: cytoplasm; nucleus.